AUGGACCUGAAGCCAUGGCCGUAUGGAUGGGUGGACAGGUGGGUGGUCCCCGGGGUGGGGUACUAUCCCAAGCCUCUUUCUCAUCUUGCCCUGGUUCUGAUUGCGCUUUCAGAAAUUGCAGGCUCACGCGUCAAACAGGAGACGUCCUGCAUGAUGGCCUGCAAAGAGACAGCAGGGACACAUCUCCCUGUGGGCACCAGAUACACCUACCGGUUCUCCAGCAACACCAGCACCAGCCUGAGGGGGGUGCCACUGGAGACAAGUGGCCUGGGUCUCCAGGGCUUGGCCAUCCUUGAAGUGCUAGGCCCAUGCCAGAUGACCUUAUGGCUUCCAGACUUCCAGGUGACAUCUGUUCUGGGGUCCCAGGUGAAGGUUUUGAAGGAGUCAGCGAGUUUGAGCGCUGCUCUGGGCCGCAAUCCUCUUGGCUUCAUCUUCAGUGCCAGGCACGUGGUCCACUUGUGUCCCCACCGCUCUGAGCCACACUGGGCCUUGAACGUGAAGCGAUCGGUUCUGAGCCUUGUGCAGAGCUGUCCAGGGGUCCACAAGUCCAAGACAUUUGAGGAGGUAGACAUCCUGGGCCGGUGCCCCACCACGUACCAGAGCCAAGGGGAUCAGCUGCUGAAGACCAAGGACUUGUCGCUAUGCUCUCUGCGCACAGCUCGCUCCUCCCUGAACACUCAGCCCCUGCCUGGGAUGGUAAGCUCCAGUCUAGCUUCCAGCUUCAGCUGUCGGCAGAGCUUCCAGGCCGGCGUACUGCACCAUGCUGCCUGUGAGGAGCUACACACGGCGGGACCCCUGUUCCAGAAGGCCAGGGCUGUGCACACACUGGUGCUGUCCUCCAUCACACUGCUGCACACGGAAGUCCGGGACCCAGCCAUCACAGGGCAGAGACAAAAGUACCAGUUUGCUGUCUGCCCACUGGAAAGUGCGCUGGAGGCCAGCAGAUUAGCAAAGUGGUGCACGUGUGGGAAAGAAACGUGGUGUUCCCAUGGAACAGCCGCAGAGAUAUUCCUGAUGCUGGUGUCUGAGCUCCGAGGCCUUUCCGUGGAUGAGCUGACUGAAGUCUGGCAGCUUUCAUCUUUUAGACGUCAUGAUGAUCGGCAUCCGCUGGUAGAUGCUUUGCCCUCCUGUGGCUCCCAGAACUGUGUGGGCCUUAUGAAGCAGCUCAUCUUGGCUAGGGAGGUGAAGGCAGACCAGGCAGAGGCAUGGCUGUGGUCACUGGCCUUCAUCCCAAAGCCAACAGAUGCCAUGGUGCAUUCACUGCUGCCACUGUUGCAGUCGCUGGGCGCCAGCCCGGGUGCCUUCCUCGGCAUCUCAGCUCUGGUACACAACCUCUGUGCUGGUCUGGAUGGGCACUGCCAACAGCAACCUGGGGUUGGAUCCCUUGUGAAGAUUCUGGGAGAGGCUUUGGGCAUGAACUGCAGCUUCCCAGAGCCUGCGGAUGCUGACCAGCUUCAGCUUGUGCUGAAGGCUAUUGGCAAUGCUGGACUGGCGGCGGCAGCUCUCGCCCCUGUACUGAGCACCUGUGCAUCCCUGAGGAGCAGCUCUCUGGAGAUCGGGCUGGCGGCUAUCCAGGCCUUCCGGAGGAUCCCUUGCUCUGCAGAUAGGUCAGUGCUGUCUCGCCUGUACCAAGCUCCCGAGGAGGACACAGAACUCCGCAUCAACGCCUAUCUGGCUCUGAUGAGGUGCCCCAGUGAGGAGGUGUUUGCCCAGGUGCGGCACACACAGGCAACUGAGCGGUCCACCCAGGUGGGCUCCUUUGUGUGGAGUCACAUCCUGCAGCUGCUGGAGACGGAUGAUCCCCUGAAACGUGACCUUCGGGACUCCCUUUCUAAGGACAUCCUCAGUCAGCAGUUCCAGACGGAAACCUGGAAACACUCAUCUUACUCUGAUGUCACCUUCCACUCAACAUCUGGCAACCUGGGAGGCAACCUGGAGAGGAUCCUCCUCUUCUCUCCCAGAUCUUUUCUCCCUUGUUCUGCCACGGUGAACCUCACUGUUCAUGCUGCUGGCUGGGCCUUUAACUUGCUGGAGCUGGGACUCCAGCUGGAAAGUGCAGAGGACAUCAUUGGCAGUGUGCUGGGCCGCAAAUCCUUCUGGAAGCAGGAAGAGAAGAGAGAGACUGAGCCAGGGAACCCUUCAGGGCCAGAGCCAGGCCUGGAUGGCUCUGGCUGUGCGGGGGAAAGAUCCAGAAGGAUGAAGGACCUCCAGGAGAAGGUAGCCCAGUGGUCUAGGGCAAGACGGACACCAAGCUGCCAUCUGAAUGUCAAAGUGUUUGGGCAUGAGCUGAGUUUCCUGGACUGUGGGCCUUUGGGGGGCCUCAGGAGAUGCUGGUCUCUCCCCCUGGCUGAACUCGCCAGAAAACUUCUCAAGGGGCAGGAGGUACAGGUGACCUGGAGGCUGAGUCUGGCUGUGGGAGAACUCUUCUUUCCUACAGUGUCUGGCAUUCCAGCCAGACUUACUCUACAUGCCUUGGCUACAGUCAGCAUCCAUGCCCAAGGAGUGGCUGACUUCCAGCAACUCUCAGAUUUCUCCCUGAGGGGUCACAUCAAGCCCAGUGCCCUCCUUCAGGUCUUGGCUCAGAUGGGCACUGCAGGGGCCCUGGGGCAGGCUGGGCUGAGAUGGUUGACCCGCGUCCGUGGCGCCGCCAGCUUAGAUGGUGGGAUCCAAGCUAGGAAGGGUCAGGACCUCAAAGUGCAUCUGAAUGCCCCAGAGGACUCUGUGGAGCUACUCAGCUUCAGCUCCAGGCUGUAUCUUGUCACUGGGGACAGUGUGAAGAACUUAACUGAAGGUCACAGCUUCUCUGAGUCCCAGUCCUGUACCCACGAGGAAGUGUCCCAAGUCUGGGGUUGGCAGCUGUGUACUAAUGUGGCCUGGCCAGGGCCUGGCCAGCCCUUCUUGCUCUCAGCACCCAUGUUCAUGGAUUUGACUCAGAGGAAGCAAGACCCAGGACUGAAGCUAUACCUGCUGGAAGCUGCCUACACCUUCCAUUUCCAGAAGGACAGCUGGCUCCCUGAAGAAGCCACAGCCCACCUUUUCAUGGGUACACCCCAGUCAGAAGUGGCCAGGGACGUUGGGCUGGAAAUCAGCUACAGUGUGCCCCAGAGGAAGUGCUGGCUCAAGCUGCUGCACCCCAAAAAGAAAAUUCAGCUGGAUGGUAAAAUGGAGGUUCUCAAGAGUGCACACAUGGGCCAUCUGGAGCUGGUACUUGACGACAGGGAUGUCUAUUACAUCAAGGGCCAGAGUCACCUGCAACCAGAGUCAGGCAACAAGACACAAUGGUUUGAGGCCCAGGUGGAGGCAAAGCUGGUGACAGCAGGCAGACCUAUAGCCCUUGAUGGAAACAUCACGUGGCAGACAGGCAGCAGGCUGUCCAUCUCUGUGUGUCUGAGGCGCACGUUCAAUGACCGGACUCAUGUAACAGUGUUGCUGGAGAAGAAGACAGAGGCUGGGCUACAUUCGGCCAUUCUGGACAUCCAGCUGCAGGUCCCUGGUGUGGUAGAGCUCCACAUACAGGGCCUGCUGGAGCAGCAUGGUCCUGUGGGAAGCAGCACUCUGAGGAUCAAGUAUGGCCUCCUGGGUGAGACGAGGCAUGUUGCCCAUGAGUGCAGUACCCACCAGAGGCUGAGGAUGGAGAAUGGCCCCAAGGACACCCAUGAGUUGGAGCUGGCCCACGAGUUCCACUGCACACAGCUCCCGAUCAUCAGUCACAAGGUUCAGCUACAGCACAAACAGGACCUGGACCACCUACGCUGGCAGCUGGAGGCCAGCUACGGGGAGCAGUGGGCUGCAAGAGGCAACAAGAGAUUCUUGCGUGUCAGCCAGACCUUCAAGAAUGAUUCGGGACUAGCACUCCGCAAUUACUUCCUGGAGCUGGCACUGCAGGUCCCAGAGAGGUGAGUGGAUUGCCUCAUGCAGCUGUACCACUUGAGCCUCCAGCAGCCCCAUAUCGAAAGCAGCACAUACCUGAAGGUGCUGUUCAAUGGGCAGCUGCCCUUUGUGGCAGGCUUGCACUGGAAGGACACAUCCAAGGCCACCCUGUGGAGAUGGGAAGGAGCCUUGAACUUGGACAGCCCAUGGCUAACAGUGUCUGCAGCUCACAGGCUCAACUGGCCACACUGGGCCAUGUUCCAGGCUGUCUCAGAGCUGACACUGGCCAAGGCCUGGACUCUCAAGGAUUUGGUGGUCAGCAUGACCUGCAGGAGGCAGGGCCAUGACAGGGAAGUCAAGAUCCAGGUGUACACUGAAGCCACCACCUAUCUCUGGGUUUCCAUGGUGACAACCUUGAUGCCAGGCCUCUUCCACAGCAGGAAUGAGCUUGAGACAGCCUGGAGUACAGCUGUGCAGAGUGAGAUUCAUGCAGAGAACAGCCAGGACAGGAAGGUCCUGCACUGCUGGCUGAAGAGUCUCCAAAGGGAGCUGAACCUCACCGCAGCCUACAAGCACGCACAGAAGCCCCCAAAGACCCAGGUGCUGCUGACAGUCCUGGGGACUGGUAUCCUGGGCCAGCCUCAAGGCCUGCAGCUGAAGGGAGAGCUGGAGCGGCUGCAGUGAGGCAAGACGGUGUACUGGAAGCGAGGAACACUGCUCCUCAGGCACCCCUGGCACCUCCUGAUCCCUCAGAGCCUCCUCUUGCAGGGGACCUUGAUGGUGGACAAACAGCGCCAGCAUCACUCCCUGGAGACCAAGGCUAUCCUGAAUGGCCAGGAGGAGAUCCUCCACACUGUGGUGCUGGGCUUCCAGGCUGGACACCCCUAUAUCUGCACAGGCCUGAGGCACCCCUUUGAUGAUAAGACUAUCCCCAGGAGCCUGGAGGGGUGCCUGGUGGCUUGGAAUCUGAGCAAUGCUAAGAACAGUGAACUCAAGGCUACAUUAAAAGUCAACCAGAAAGUCAUUCUGUAUCUGAAGGGUUUACACCAGGGCAGCUCUCAGCAUGGAAGGAUCCAGCACAGUGUAGCUUUGGAUGCCACCCAUUCCUCCCAAAUCCUCCACUUGAAUGGUGGCUUUGACCUCACAAGGCAUCCUCGACAAGGAGCAUUUGACUUCAGUGUAGAUGUACAAGCUUCUAUCAACCACAACGCCACAUCCCAGGUGCAGGCUGCCACAGUAUGUCACAAGGAACGCAGAGUGGACAUGUCCCUGUCUGUGCAUGUGUCUGGCCAUGUGCUGCUUCUGCUAGGGGUGGACACUAGCAAGGAACGUAGGAGGAGCGGCCGGGGCUGGAACAUGAAUGUCUCCCUCCACCAGGCUGUCUUCAGCACCCCCAGAGCUCUUCAGCUACAGUUGUCCUCCAUGGUCACCCCAGCAAGGGUACAGCUAUUUUCCAAGGUGCUGGUGGACCAGGACUCAGCACAGUUGCUCCUCAAGACAUCUGAGGGAAGACGGGGAAGAUGGGGAGUCUGGGUCCUCAGCCUGUGGAGCAUGGCCCAGCAUUCAGUGGCUGGCUGGACAAAAGUGCCCCGUGUCCUUAACCAGGGUGUGCUAAAGCAGAAGAUGACCUUCAGAGAGGGUUCCGUUAUGGUGGCCACUGACUCAGCCAUGCUGAGCUUCCUCCUGCGGGAUAAGCAUGAGGAGACAGGGAACAGCAGUCUGCACAGCAUGACCUGCACGGUCACUCAGAAUUACAGCCAGGCCUUGCCGGCAGAGCUCCGGCUGAGAGGGCAGCAGCAGACCUACACUGGAGCCCUUGGGGGCCAGGCCAGCAUCCACAGUGACUUGAUCAGCCUGGCCUUGAUGGGACCUGCACCUGGGAUCUGGGGACAGACCUCCAAGGCUGGGGUGCAAGUGACCAGUGCCCAGGAGUCCUCCAACCGCUCAGCACAGAUGGGAUUGUGGAGUGCAAACUGUCGCCUCAAUGCCAGCCUUGACCCCUCAGGCCCCACCAUGCCCAGUCACCAUCAUGGGGCCGUCCCCUCCUCCAUACACGGCCACAGGCACAUCCAGGUCUCCGUGGACACUUGUGAUGGUGCUGCCAGCUUUGAGCACUCCAAACGUAUCUCAACAGGCCCUCUAUCCAUCAACUGCUCUAUAAACUACUGGGCCCAUGACGGCCGUCUGGAGCUAUGGGGCCACUGCCAACACAACAGUGAGGUCCUGUUGCAGGCCGGACUGCCAGAUGAAAACAACAUGCAAGCUGAGCUACAGAUACAGGGUGAGCUUAGAUCCAGAGGGCAGUGUGUUUCUGAGUGCCUGCUAGGCCAACAGCUGUACCCGCCAGCACUGCAGAGCACAGAUAAUGCCUGCCUAGGCUGUUGUCCCCAUGGGCCACAAGUUGCUGUGCCUUGUGAUAUGAUGAAGACGCCCAGCCAUGAGGGUGGCAGGCAGGAAUGGGGUGGGGCUUCUCAGAGGAGGGUCCGGGGAUGUCUUGUGAUGGAUGAUAUCAUGGAGGCUUGGGAAGAGACCAAGACUUGGGCUCACAUGGUCCUCCGCGGCAGGGACGGCAAGGUGAGUGUGGAUGUGGCAGCCCUGCUGGCUUGGCUGCCAGAUGGCACACUGGAGGCGACAGUGAACACCAGCCACACGGUGCAUGCUUUCCAGAGACUGGGCCUGCCCUCCAGCAGCCAGCUACUAUUCCAAGAAUACUGGACCACGGAAGACAUGAGUUCCUCACUGCAAAUCACUUGCGACACCCAAGAUAUUCUGUCCCUCCAUGUCCGUGGCCAGAACCGUGCCAACAGCAAAGAGCUGCUGCUGUGGGGUGGGCACCACCUCCCUGCUCUCCUGGACUGCUGUCCCCACUCAGUCUCUGCCACAGCCAAGCUCCGGUACUCCAAGGAUGAGACCCAAAGCACCUUUGUACUAGAGAUGGAAGAGCGCCGUUUCCAUGUCAGUGCCGGUCUACUGGAUGCUAAGGAUGGCCUAGCCAGCGUCAUCCGGCUGCAACAGACCUUCCCCCAGCUCAGCACCCUUCCCCCAGAGCUGGCCCUGAGGACCGUGUUCCAGAGGACACGAGGCACCCACAUCCUGCACCAGGUGGUGCAAUGGAAUGGCAGGGAGGCAGCCCUCAAUGGGAGCCUCUCCGGGGCCCACUCAGAGCUCUUGGGUGAUGUCCGUCUUCAGGUGGAGCUCUCCCACCGGCUGACUGUGUCCCUGCCACGUCACUGCAGCCUCCACCUGUCCUUGGAGUACUCAAGAGACAGCCACCGUGGUGACCUGUCUGUGGCCUGGGACAAUCAAGACCAGGUUCAGCAAUCAAGGGACAGAAGCUCACCUGUGACUCUGGAGGUCACCUGGGCUGAGAGGUCCUCUAUGCACAGUGUGGCCUGGGAUGGUUGCCUAGCUCAGGCCCCUGGCUCCUGUUCUUGUCAGCUCCAGGGAACCAGGGGCCUGGGCCCUCUGCAGGCCUGUGGAGCCCUGACUCAGACCCCAGUCAUGUUCAGUGAGGCACAGAGAGCCAGGCUCAGGGCAGAUCAUUUACAGGGGGCCUUGGCAGCUAUGGCAGUGCAGUUCUGGAAGCAUCAGCUGCCCCAGUGGGACAAGGUCUAUGCAGAGGCCACCCUAGAGCACAUCCUGUCGGCCCCCUGUGCCAAGCACAGCUUCCAGGGGACAGUGGAAACUGACUACACACACAAGUUAUGCCACACCCUCCACCUGGGGCUUUGCAACUUGCCUAGGGCCCUCUCAUUCUCUGGGGAGCACAGUCUGGACCAGCGUGCACUCCUACUGCGUUCUCAAUGCCAGCUGGGUCUUGCUCCAGACCCUGACCAGGGCCUGCACUUUAGCCUCGCUCUCUACAACCACAGCCGACCUGAUGCACCGGACUUCUGUGGGCAGCUGGAGCUCCGAGGCCCCAGGGCUCAGCAGCUCCUCCUGUUGGGCCAUAUUGCUGCCUCAGCUUCCCAAAGCAUGGUCCAGCUGGAGGGCAGCAUGGAUGAAGACAAGAAACUAAGGCUGUUGGUGUCCUGGGCCCUGAGCUGUCUUCAGGCUUCUGCUGCCCAUGUGGAAGGGAACAGAGAGGAACAUGUGAUGCUACAGGCAUGCACCCACAGGAGAGCUGUGGAGGUGGAGGCCCUGCUCCAGAAGAGUGGGCAGCGUGCCCAGCCGCUGGGGCACCUGACCCUGCAGCCAGCCAACCAGAGCCUCCUCCUAGUUGCGCAUGGCUGUCAGGGGGCCCUGCUGAGUUACAUGGAGUCCAGGAUGACAGCAAUGGGCUCCCAGGUGCGAGCCCAGCUGGAAGAGAAGAUUCAAAGCCUGGAUGACUAUGUGAGCGGAUUCUGGAACCUGGUGGGUAGUCCCUGUGUACAGCCGGUGGGUGCUCUGGACAGAGCAGCAGAGUGCCUGGUGCAGCUGACCCAGGUGGGGCUAGGCGCUGUUCAGGCAGGUGGCCAGGCGGUAGCCACCUUGUGGGCCCAAGGUCAGGCCAGGCAAGUGCUGACUGGUCACCUGCCUCUCUACCUGGAGCGGCUGCAGGCGGAGAUGGACCCUCUCUGGGGCCUUAGGCGAUUACCUGUUGCAGAGCCCCUGGCCACACUGAAGGAGGCCUACUUGGAGGUGAUGCUGCGGCCCCUGGAUGAGGUGUGGCGAGAGCGGGCUGAGGAGACCAGGCAGCAGCUGCAGGCCUGGCUGCUCCGGUUGCCAGGAAGUUGGAGGCUAAGGCCCAUCCAGGUGGCCCUGGGAGCCAUGAUGGGUGCCCUGGAGCUGGCCACCCACCAUGCACUGUCCUGGGCUGAGGCUGAGGUCUCCUGGGCCCUGAGGCGGCUCUACAAACCCUUACGGAGCAUGUACAGUUACUCAGCCAGGAACCGCUCUGUGGUGGUAAGGCUACCACUCCUGCAGGUGGGAGACGGGCCCCUGGAUGUGGCCCAGGGGGUCAGUUACCUGGUGGAGGAGAAACUCCUGCAGCCACUCCGCAGGCUGUGUGAGGCUAACGUGCUGGCUGAGUUCUACGGGCUCCGGCGGCGUCUACUGAGGAGCCCCUUCAAGCAUUACAAUGCUGUGGUGGCGGGCACCAGAUACCUGGUGACCUUUGAUGGGCAGGUGUGGGGCCUGGGUCCCUGCUGCGGCAGCUUCCUGCUAGCCAAGGACUUCACUCAUCAAACGUUCUCUCUGAUGCUGAGCCGCACAAGCUCAGGCUUCAUGGCCCUUCAUGUAGAGCUGAACCACACAACCCUCAUCCUGUAUCCUAGCCUAAAGGCUUACACGCAGUAUGACAGCUGCUGGAAUUUAGACCCUCCUCCUGCUGUGCUGAGCACUGGGCCCAAGGUUGUGCUGAGCAGCGAGGAUGGUGUGUCUGUCUCCUGUGAUGUGCCAGCAGGCCUCUGCAGCCUGACACUGGGCCUGUGGCACCACGGUGUAUCUGCUGGCCUUCUGGGUACCAAUAACAAUGAGGCAGAUGACGAGCUAAAGCUGCCCGAUGGCACGGAGGCUGCCAGCCUGGAGGAGCUCACUCGGGCCUGGCAGGUGGGAGAGAAUUGUGGUGCUGUGGAGAGGAUGCAGCAGCCAUGCUCAGGACACAGCACCGCCUGCCAGGCCUUCUUCCAAGAACCCAGCUCCAGUCUGGGGAACUGCUUCCAGGUGGUGGACCCUGCUCCAUUCCUCAGACUGUGUGUCCAGGGUACCUGUGACCCCAAGGAGCUGCAAUCUGACUGCCACCUAGCAGCUGCCUACAUCUACCUGUGUGCCCAGGACUCUAUGCCCUUGGCCCUUCCUCUGCAGUGUGUUUGAGAUUUUUGCCCAAGUCAACACAAGGCGGCCUUCUACCCCAAUUUCCUGGGCGAGGUCAAGGUUUUUGGCUGGAAGGGGACCACCAGUGCAGAAUGCCAGCAACCCAAGACAAAAGCAACACUUGCUGCCUAGAGCAGAAAGGAAGAGCUGAGGACCAGCCCCACUCUAGUGUCCCUGGGGCUGAGGGACACCCAGCUGGCCCCAGGAAUUCAUUCUGCAACUCCACUGGACAGAGUCCAGGCCAAAGCACACACCCCUGGGAAGCAGCUCCACACCAGCACCAACACUCCCCCAGAAACUGAUUCUGCAACCUGAGCCUUGGGAUGGCAAUGGCCUGGAGGACACAGGCUGCCUGGCACAGGCUUCCCCUGCCACCCUGGGGAUCUCAGAAGGUAUGCACUUCCUGGAGGGGACCUGUGGACUCGAGACUGGUUAGGGAGCUUCCUUCUCUAGGAUGAACACACAAGAUGCUUCCAGGGCAUGGGGAGAAGGGUCCUUUACAAAGGACAAGUGGUAUUAAUAGAUGGGGGUUUGGGCCACUAGACAUCAGGGUUUUUUGUUUAUUUCUCUUGGGGAAUAGUCUUUUAUUAAGUUUUCAACUGCAAAAUAAAGCUGUCAGAAUUCA
Molecule: messenger RNA, 10288 nt
Organism: Mesocricetus auratus (golden hamster)
Lineage: Eukaryota; Metazoa; Chordata; Mammalia; Rodentia; Cricetidae
Gene: Apoltp
Biological process (GO): lipid transport
Molecular function (GO): lipid carrier activity
Source: RefSeq, a predicted model, not a curated record